This is a messenger RNA of Penicillium alfredii, 3768 nucleotides long. RefSeq names its product putative translation regulator (Cya5). Lineage: Eukaryota; Fungi; Ascomycota; Eurotiomycetes; Eurotiales; Aspergillaceae. The transcript is spliced from 2 exons. Gene Ontology annotation, molecular function: protein binding. The record is from RefSeq and is a predicted model, not a curated record. Bases 1 to 3768 code for a protein of 1255 amino acids.
AUGCUCGAACGGACGGCCGGCUGCCUUGAGAACGCGGGACGACGUAUUCUUCGAGAUCGCAAUGGCACCAUCCGAACAAGGAGAUGCCUGGCUCGAAACUUUUGGAAGCACAAUAGCACUCCAGCGGAUGUUCCCUUCUGGUUCCUUGCUCUACUCCAGACCUUGCGUUCGUCCCCCGUUCUCAGUAAUUCGGCCGAAAGCAAAGCUACCAAGGAUGGCGCAACCUCCAUUCUUGACUUUCUUUACCCUCGAAAAUUCCAGCAGUGUGUGUCUUUGCGGUCUUCCUUCACUCCGAAGAGGCUUGGGCUGCGACGGAGGAGAAGAAUGCCCGCCAACCUCUCGAGAGCCUAUACUACAGAGGCCACGAGCACCCACCAGGCUCUCAGCAACAACAUUCAUCCACAAGAAGGGUCACACGGGAUUCAUGAAACAGAAGCUCAGGUGGCGCAGAACAUUCUUCGUGGGAUGCUGAAACGGAUGAAAUUGCAUUUUGAUAAGGCAUGGCUCCAGUAUAUUUUGGCUGGACAGCCACCGGAAAACAGGUCUGAUCUUUGCCUCUACCUGAGCAGGUCCGACAAGCCUGUGGAUCAGGAACGGGUUGAGCGCCUGUUGGAGCAAAUUGAAUACGACCGGCUCUCUCCCGACGAUUUUCUCCGUCUCACGCAGUCCCAGCUUAACCUCAAACGGAACUCGAAAGCCAUUUCCAUUUGCGAGAAAGCAGCUCUCCGCGGCCUUGGGGACUCAGCCUGCGCGGAGGCUUUUGCACAUUACGUGAAAUGCAAUCUCUGGCUUUACGCGGCGUCUCUAUGGGGAUUGAGAUCGCGGUCCCCGGGAGAUGGCCGGCCCCAACUGCCUGUUUUACUAAUUGGGGGGCUCCGUAGCCUUGCGUCCUUCCUCCUUGAGGACCUAUUCAACCCUGCCCGGCCUCCCCAAGAGUCCUCGACGGAGGCACUACUUCAAGUCAUGCGCAACUUUGAUGAGCUGGGCUUCUUGAGACCCUACCAUCAUUUCAACUUGAUCAACGCCUUUAUAUCCGUGGGUCAAAGGUCAGCCCUCGUACGGGCUAUCGUGUUUUAUCGCAAUUUCCGCCAGACGCUGCCGGAUGAGAAACCCCCUGCGAGGCUUGUGGAUCGUCUGUUGGAGUCUUUAGUGUCAUGCUCUAUUACAAGUGGCAUUCUUUUCUUUCUGGAUGAGAUGGCACUUUUUUGGAGAAGGCCGUCCCUCGAGGCGUACAAGCUAGCCAUGAUUGCUUUCUCUCGAGCCGGAUAUGCCUCGGAAGUUCAUUAUAUGUUCCAAAAGCUUGUGGCAGAUCAUGGUAAACCCAGAAGCCGGAGAUUGGUUACUCCUCUGCUGUAUGUUCAUGCGCGGCUUGGCGAUGUACAGCAAACGAUGCAGCAGUUCCGAAGGGUUUCAGAAGAAUUUGGUCUUGAGCCAAACCUGGCGUGCUGGAACAUUGUCCUCGUGGCACACGCAACCGCCGGUGAUUCCACAGGCGCUUUCUCUGUUCUGUCACAGAUAAUGCAGAAGGGCAUGCAACCUGAUUUCUACUCUUUCAAGACGGCGAUGGGGCUCUGUGCUCACCAAGGAGAUAUCGACAAUAUUCGCCGGUUGCUCACUGAGGCUCAGAAGCGACAAGUGGUAAUUACAAUGCCGCUAGUUAAUGCUGUCGUGGAGGGUUACAUCAUGGAUGGACAAUUGAAAUUGGCCGAGAGCUUUGCCCGGCUCAGUGCGGACUUUGUGGCCAAGAGCACAAGCCGUCUCGACAUGUGGAAUCAAUUGGCAUUACGAUACGCCUCCAGAGCAGACCUCCCGGGCCUCAAUCGAGUCUUGAGACGCAUCAAGAGAGAGCAGUUGCCAGAAAGUUCAACAACACACUUUGCUACCAUGCUUAGUCGGGUUAUUGUUGGCAAACCGGAAAAAGCACAGAAAACUCUUGCGUAUCUUGAUGGGGGCCAUCAUUUCCUGCCAACUCCAGCCCACUAUGGCCUCGUCCUCUACGGAUAUGUGAAGACGCGAAAUCGUGCUAUGGCACAGAUAUUGUUCGAUGAGAUUCACGAACGAUUCGGCAAAACCGGACUUGCUUCAAAUCUUUGGAGCCUUCGGGCCCAGAUCCUGCGAGACCUGCAAAUCGUUAACAAUCCUUUCUCUACCCGCGAGAAAGCUAAUGCCGCCAAUCUCAAUUUGACCAACGUCGAACGGUUCAUGCUGGGCUCAAUUACACCACCUGGCCGUCCCUUGCUGAAUCUCAAGGCCGCCACCAUUGGUAGGAAAACCAACCAAUAUGGCCUUCCCAUCGUGCACUAUGAAUACCUCAUCAAGACAUACGGGGCAGAAGGCGCCGUUGAAAAAGCGCGUGAGCUUUUUGACGCAUAUGCACAGAGUAAGCAGUCCACGGCACUGCUGAAUUCGGACGAAAUCGAACCUGUGCCGAUUCGCCUUGUUACUGCUAUGAUGGAUGCACAUUUGAAUGCGGGCCAAUAUGAAAGCGUUGAAGAGUGCUGGCAAAUUGCAUUUUCGAGCGCUGUCAACAUGGCCCGUCGCUUUGAUCUUGACGACCUCUUCGCCUCUCAGACCCCGGCCUUGGUUUCUUCCUCGCCUGUAAAGUUGUCCUCCGAACACCCUCGGACUUCAUCUCGACCAAGUGUUCCCGCCAAUCAGCAAGCCUCGGAUACCACACCGAAUGAUCCGUCCCAGAAAAAGACGUCUGAAAUUCUCCCGUCACGGCGAUUUCUUCUCUCCCGGCCUCUCUCGAUAUAUAUGGAAUCUUUAGCACGCCAGAACGAGAUUUCGAAAAUCUAUCACGUCGUGACAAAGGUCGAGGCAACUGGAUUUGUGUUGUCCACUUUCAACCGGUCCAUCAUGGUGCGAAUCCUCGCGUCUUCCAAUGAAUUUCCCGACCAACUUGAAGCUUUCCGAGUGUUUGAGGACCACUUCAUCCGCAAUUUCCCCGGCUGGAACAGAAUUUUGCGCAGCGAGGGCUUGCAGCCUCGAGGCGUCCCUACUAGCAUCGAGGAGAUGGAAUCUUCACAUGUUCCUCGGGGCACACACGGUUUUCUCAAAAAGGCUGGGCGGUUGUUCUGGGGCAGGAUCAGACCCGACUUCAUGCAACCAACCUAUCUCGCUAUGGUCCAUCUCGCCUCCACAUUAUUGCGAAUUCGCGAAAAAAGCAUUGAGAGCGGUAGCAUGGAAUUGGAGCGUCUUCACAGCGUAGCAGGUGCGACGAUCAAGACACUCGCUCAGAUGCCCUACUCGCCGGAUAAAUUGCAGGGCACGUUACUCCGUGGCACCCAGUUGCUACCCGAUGAGAAGAAGUUCCCUCCUAGGCAACCGGUGGUGCGCGAGGGUCUUGGCCGCAGUGCCCCAUCUGUGACCCGCGAGCACCGUUCCAUCAAAAUGCCCGGACGGCCAGCAUCUGCCGAUUUACGAAUGCGGCUGAUGUUGAUGCAAGCUUCCAACCGUCGACGCCAUCGCAAAAACCUGCUUGAUGCAGUAAUCACGCCGCGAGAUCAGUCAGAGCUUGAGCGUGAAUCUUGCGCUAAGUCGGCCCGAUUCUCUGAUUCAAUAUUGCCUUCUAUCUUGAGCAAACCCAUCAUCACACGCGGGAGCAACCAACCUCUUGGAUUCCGUACACAACGCGGUCAAUUCGAAGGCUUGGCCAAACGACGUCCUAUCCUGCCUCGACAGAGAAGGCAUGAUGGACUCGGUGAGAGCCACCAAUCACCCACAAAUGAAACAAUCGAGUUGGAAAACCAACGUGAAUCGCAAUAA